AUGGAGCUAGCAAAUCGCUUCCCGGAGGGCAAAACUAGAAAUGAGGUGGGGUAUUUUGAAAUUCAGCCGCUCUGUGAGGAGUUACCCACUCCUGUGAUGCUUGGUGUCUUUGAAACCCAAUCGAUCGUGACUGAGCUUGUGAACAACGUCUCGGAACAUUUCCAACCCCCUGUUGUGGAUCUCGAGCCAACUGAACGCAGUCGAGCGAGUGUGCUGUCCAAAGUCUCCGAAGUUAGAAUAUGGAAGAUAUUUACCGAUAAUCCUACUGGAUGUUGGUGA
Messenger RNA from Paracoccidioides brasiliensis Pb18, 279 nucleotides. RefSeq lists its product as uncharacterized. The transcript is spliced from 2 exons. Bases 1 to 279 code for a protein of 92 amino acids. The record is from RefSeq and is a predicted model, not a curated record.